Gossypium raimondii (Peruvian cotton) is the source of this 1166-nucleotide messenger RNA. Its product is annotated as protein MODIFYING WALL LIGNIN-1. The transcript is spliced from 3 exons. Lineage: Eukaryota; Viridiplantae; Streptophyta; Magnoliopsida; Malvales; Malvaceae. The coding region runs from base 357 to 1007 and encodes 216 amino acids. The record is from RefSeq and is a predicted model, not a curated record.
ACAAUAUUUAUGUCAAUCGAAUUAAAACUCAAUCGACUAAUUAAAAUUUAUAUUAAAAUAGAAAUUAAGAUUUAUUAUUUUGAUUUGCUAAUAUUUUCUCAGCACAUGAAAGUGGAUUUUUUUUUGUUGAUUAUCAUAAUAGUUCUGCUCUAGUAAUACAAGAAAAUAGAGUAGACCGGAAACUUACCCCUCACCUUCAGUUCACUUCAGCGGUUGUUGACCACGUCGAAAAAGAAGAAGGUCAAAUGCAAGCGAUGGCUCCCUGUUUAAAUUGUAAUAAUCUAAAACUAACUACACAAUAAAAAAACAAUUGGGUUGGAAAGGAAACAUGGUAUCUCUCUCCUUCCAAGCAAUGAAUGAAUUGUUUGGAAGAAAAGCAAGGCAUGCAUGAACAUAGGCCGCCCAACACCUCUUCUUCUUCUUACCUCCAACAAAAAAAUAUCAAGUGGCCACCAGCUGCCAUGGCAAAAAUAGCUCCAGUUGGUUGCGUCUUAAUCUUCUUUGUCAUUGCCUCCCUUGGCCUUGUCUCCUUUGCUUUGUGUCUUGUUGCAGAGGCUAAGAGAACCAAGGCGAAAGAUGUCAAGUUGGAUGGAAACCUAUGUCAUUUACCUACAAGUCAUGUCUUUGGAAUAGUAGUUGCCGCACUAAUCUGUCUCUCAAUUGCUCAAAUCAUAGGGAGCGUAGUAGUGUGUGCAAAUUACUGGUGGAGCUCCAGAGGGAAGGUCAGAAACAGAAAGGCCAAGAAACCGGUUCUAUUUCUUACAGCAUUUUCCUGGGUGAGCUUUGGAGGUGCAGUGAUUCUAAUGAGUGCAGCCAUGAGUAUGAAUAGAAGGCAGCCCUACGGAGAAGGAUGGUUGGACGGGGAAUGCUACGUUGUUAGAGGCGCAGUGUACAUAAGCGCUGGACUUUUAAGCCUGGUUGCAAUCUUCGCCUUGCUUGGAGCAGCCGCCGUCAUGAAAACCACCAAUCCAGUUGAUCAAGGCCUCAAGGCAUAUGCACACAAUUAAUUAAUGCCUCACAUGAUAAACAAUAUAUACAAGAUAGAAUUGCAAUUUUUGGAGGGUCUAAUUUUGUCCUCAGGAAUUUUAGUAAUUGAAAUUUAAUUCCCAAUUGAAAUUUUAUUAAAUCUACUUAUUUACUAUCAAUUAAAUUUUGUUAAUUCAUUA